Messenger RNA from Oppiella nova, 2849 nucleotides. NCBI's taxonomy places the organism in Eukaryota, Metazoa, Arthropoda, Arachnida, Sarcoptiformes, Oppiidae. The record is from the annotation of a GenBank genome assembly.
CAAAACGCCUUACAGUUAGUCAACAAAAAGUGUUUUCACUUAAAGUUUUAGUGAUCACAUGAAUGGGUGAUAUUUGACACGAUAUGGCAUUACUUCAGAUACUUAAAGAGGAGACGAAUCCAUUGCAAGAGUUGUUUAAUAAAACACGGAUCACUUGUUCCAGUUCUGGUGGAUCUCAUGUGAUUGUUGGCGACAGCAAUGGUUGGAUUCACACGAUUGACAGACAGUUGCAGUUCUCGUCAUUCUUAGCGUACAAAGUGAUUGUCACUCAUUGCCAUCAAGUGAUAUCAUUCCCAUAUCUGGUGACCGUUGGUGCGGAUGAGCCGGGAGACAAUCCCGUCGUCAAGAUAUGGAACCGCGAGAAACUCAACUCGGAUGGAGUACCCCAUUGCUGUCGUGUCAUACGGCUAUCGACGGGACCCAUACCAUCCCCGGUCACUGCCAUCGAUGUGUUGGAAACUCUAAUGAUGUGCAUCGCCUUCGCCGACGGGAAUAUACUUCUGUUCAGAGGAGACAUAACGCGUGAGAAGAAUUGCAAACAGAAAAUGAUUGCCAUCUCUUCGAGUCCUGUCACUGGCCUCUCGUUUAAGUUGAAUAGUGUCCAGAAUGUGAAGACACAUCACAAACAGAUUAUACUUUUCAUUUCGACCACAAAAGAGAUAAUCAGUUAUAACGUAACGGUGAGAGACAAAGAGGUGAAGUCAGUACUGGAUUCGUUUGGUUGUGAUGUCAAGUGUUCGUGUCUCAAGAAUGAUCCGAAACAGUUGGAAGCGCUGUAUAUCGUGGGCCGCAAGGAUGCCAUCUAUUUCUAUCAGAGUGACGAACGCGGACCGUGUCUGGCCUUCGAGGGCGAGAAACUCCUACUCUAUUGGUACAGAAGUUAUCUCAUAGUUAUCGGCAAAGAGACCACAAGUGUGGCCAUAAAUGGCGACAAAUUAGCCCCAAAUGGGACCGAAAGCAUGAAUAUAAUCACUAUUUAUGACAUUUCGCGCAAAUUUAUCGCCUAUUCGUCUCCCAUUCCGUCGGUGAGCGAAGUGUUUGGUGAAUGGGGUUCACUAUAUCUGCUCACACAUGACGGACGGGUCGUGUAUCUGAGAGAACGCGACACUCAAACCAAACUCGAGAUGUUAUUCAAGAAGAAUCAGUUCUCGUUAGCCAUUGAGUUGGCAAAGAGUCAACAGUACGACUCGGACGCCCUCUCAGACAUCUUCAAGCAAUACGGCGACCAUUUGUACCGAAAGGCCGAUUACGACGCCGCCAUCGCUCAGUACAUUCACACCAUAGGCAGACUUGAGGCCAGUUAUGUGAUCCGCAAAUUUCUCGACUCUCAGCGCAUCAAUAAUCUAACCGCUUAUCUGCAAGCCUUACACCGAAAGGGUUUGGCCAACGAAGACCACACCACUCUUCUCAUCAAUUGCUACGUUAAGCUCAAGGAUAAGACACGUCUCGACGAGUUCCUGAUGGCUGCUGAAAGUGACACAAAUAUAUGUCAAUACGAUGUGGAGAUAGCGAUCAAAGUGUUGAGAAACGCCAACUAUUACGACACCGCUCUCUAUUUGGCGCAAAGACACAAACGCAGCGAUUCCUUCCUCCGGAUCAUCUUAGAAGACAAAUGUGACGCAAACGCUGCCAUCGAUUAUAUGAAACAAAUGGAUUGGAUUGAAGUCAGCGAUUAUGUGAAGAGAUAUGGACGCCAACUGAUCCAAGAAGAACCCGAUAAGACAACACUUCUCCUCAAAAGACUUUGCACUGACUAUAAGCCAUCCAAUGAUAAUUUACACGAAGACAGUGUCAUAACAGACGUAUUGUCAGUCAACCGGUCCAAUCCAGAGGAGUUUAUUCACAUAUUUGUAAAAAAUACUCCAAAACUGAUAGAGUUCUUAGAAUUUAUGAUUGAAACUCGUGAGGAAGACUGCACUCCAGAAGUUCACAACACUUUACUCGAACUGUAUUUGCAAUCCUAUAAGAAUGAGAUUAAAGAAGAUGUGAGUGUUUUGUCUCAUUUGUCAUUCAUUUGCAUAAUCUAUUCGUUCGGUUUGGCAACAAAAGAGUCACAAAUUAUGAAGUUAUUGCAGAGCGGAAAGGCUAAGUACGAAGUGGAACAGGCGAUGGUUUUGUGUCAAAUGAGUCACUUUGAUGCGGGACUCCUAUACCUGUACGAAAAGGCCAAGAUGUUCAAACAGAUUCUCAACAAUUUUAUCGCCACAAAUAAUUCCACAAAAGUCUUGGAAACGUGUCAGAAGUAUGGCGAUCAAGAGCCUAACCUCUGGGUGGACGCGCUCUGGUAUUUCUCCAACACCGAUGAUAACGAUAAAACCAUUCAAUUCAUUUCAAUGGUUACUGACAUUUCAGAGAUUGAAAGGAAGCGAUUACUUCAGCCCAUUAUGAUUAUUGAGAUUUUGUCGCGCAGUGAAUGCGCGACACUCGCUGUGGUUAAGGACUAUUUGAUCCGAUGGCUAACCCGAGAGAGCGAACAGAUUGCAGAAAACGAGAGACUUAUCAAUCAAUUCAAAGACGACACCGAAAGGAUGCGACAACAGAUCGAGGAUAUGAAGACUAGUCCUAAAGUAUUUCAGGCGACCAAGUGUUCCGCCUGUAAGCUGGGGGACCUUGACGGCAGGCAGGUGAAAAAAAUCUUAAAUCAAAUCCAAUCGCUUGAGAACAUUAAGAAUGUGAACGAAAUGUUUGACAAACAAAUUCAAGAAACGGACGAUUGUUUUAGCGUUAUAUCCGAUUAUUUCAGUCAAGGCUUAUUCAAUAGAGUGACGAUCGUUACGGACGAUGGCAUAGUGCAGUCCGGUUCAUCCCAUGCCAGACCCAAGUCAUUGAAUCUGUUUAAUACUAAAUGA